This is a messenger RNA of Pecten maximus, 6327 nucleotides long. RefSeq names its product prolactin-releasing peptide receptor-like. Lineage: Eukaryota; Metazoa; Mollusca; Bivalvia; Pectinida; Pectinidae. Gene Ontology annotation, cellular component: membrane. The coding region runs from base 288 to 1487 and encodes 399 amino acids. The record is from RefSeq and is a predicted model, not a curated record. Gene Ontology annotation, biological process: neuropeptide signaling pathway. The transcript has 3 exons. Gene Ontology annotation, molecular function: neuropeptide receptor activity.
GUCUCCAGUCUAAUUCACUGCCAAGUGUGAGAGAGUAGAGUGAGGGAUGACAAAAUCAGAUGUAUACUGGUCGUGCUUGGGGUAACAACGUGACUGUUAUAUCUAGGUGACGUAAAGAGGUUUGCAAUACCUACUACUAUCAACACAUAAGCCUGGGAUUCAUUGUGCGAUUUGAAAGAUCAAAUACUCUGAUGAUUAUCGAAGAUAUUUACAUCUACGUCUCAUAUUUAUCACAUCAAGCACAAGAGGAUACUUAAUAUUAAGUUUGUCAAGACACCACUGUCACAAUGGCACUAAUUGACGGCCAGGAAACAUACAUAGGUCUUAUCCUGAAAUGGCUACAUGACAACAACAGUACAGAGGGCGUGGACUUCACACAACCGCACGUGCGCCGUUCCCUGAGGUAUGUCUACCCAUUGUUUAUGUUCCUACAUGCCGCUGUAGGAAUAUUUGGACUAGUUGGGAACAUCGCCAUCCUCAUUGUCAUCGGCAAAAGAGGAUUAUAUAAGGACCAGACCUUUUUCUUUUUGGGUAAUAUCGCCUUCUCAGAUUUGAUCAAAUGUAUGUUUGUCCUGCCAGUGACAUUGUCGAAUUUAUUAAUUGGCAAUUGGGUUUUUGGAAGCUUUUUGUGUUUCUUCCUUCCCAUGAUGCAAUGUUUUCCCAUUCAUUCCACCAUGCUUACCUACUUGAUGAUAGCGAUCGACAGGUACCGCUUGAUAGUGACGCCAUUUAAAGCGAGGGCUCCGGCUGGAUUGUGUAUUAUAGGGGUGUGGGUGGCAGCUGUUUGUCUCGUUCUACCCUUUGCUGUCUAUCUCCGGUACAUUGACCUUGGCUCUAUACUAGGAGACCGAUUUGAGGGAGUCGGUAUUUGCUACGUUAAUCAGGAGCGACAUAUUGAAGAAUACAUACGUGCCAUGUUUGUGACGUUGUACGCUAUGCCAUUAGCGGUGAUUGGAUUCUUAUGUGUUAAGGUUUCCGCGGAACUGAAAUCUUUGGAGACGGUAACGAUAUCGGUUCAUUUCUCAGCACCAUCGGAAAUGUGCACGCAUUCGGAACAAUCCUAUAAUUCACGAAUCAGGUGGGCAGAUCCCGAUACAGAGUCGUCCCGGUGCGACACGGACGCCCCAAGUAGCGAGUCGCGAUCCCCAAAGGACUACACUGACGGCGCCACGCAAGACAGCGACGAUGACCUUGACCUUGCCAAAGAAAAGAGAACACAAAAUUAUCUCAUCGCCAUGGUAACGCUAUUUGCUAUAUGUUGGUGCCCUCUGAAUAUUUUGAUUCUGGUGCAGUUUUUCGUCCACGAGAAUGGAAACAAUACCGGACAUUUUGAUAUCACGUAUACAACAUUUACUGUGUUUGGUUUCCUCUCCACGUGCAUCAACCCUGUUCUAUUUGCCUCCUGGCGCAUGUCAAACUCGACGAAAGACCGUUUAAGGGGUUACUUCAGAUUUAGCAGCAGAAGUCGAACAGGAAGCCAGGUUUAAGGAUAAGAAUCAGAGGGAGAUGUUAAAAGGGCAUAAAAAGACUGAGCACGAUUUCUCUUCAGAUACCAUGCGGAGUCAUUUACGGAUUGCAGAGCAUUCAAUAUACCGAUCGUUAUCACACAGAUUCGGUGUCAUAACGCCAAUGAGUGUGUUAUCAGAGUGGUGGCACCUAGUACGUAAAAUGUAGAGGAUAUUAAAGUAAUUUCCUUUUCAUUUAAUAUUCAUAAAACAGGUCAAAAUAUAUUCCAUCGCCUAUAACAUUGAAACUGAUGUAAGAUUAUGUGUGUCAGCAUAUGAAUGGCAUGGAAACUGAUGUAAGAUGAUUCUGUUUAUCAACAUAUGAAUGGCAUUGAAACUGAUGUAAGAUUCUGUUUAUCAACAUAUGAAUGGCAUGGAAACUGAUGUAAGAUUCUAUUUAUGAAGAUAUGAAUGGCAUUGAAACUGAUCUAAUAUUCUGUUUAUCAACCUAUGAAUGACAUUGAAACUGAUUUAAGAAUCUGUUUAUCAACAUAUGAAUGGCAUGGAAACAGAUGCAAGAUUCUAUUUAUGAAGAUAUGAAUGGCAUUGAAACUGAUCUAAUAUUCUGUUUAUCAACCUAUGAAUGACAUUGAAACUGAUUUAAGAAUCUGUUUAUCACAUAAUCUGAUAAUUACAUUGGCAAUUUUAGGUGCAUUUCAAAAAUCGAAGAAAAACAUAUUGUACUGGAAGACACAGAUAGGACAUUGCUAUCAGGAAACAACUUUAAUUUGAUAAAAAAAAAGUUAUAUCUUUACCCGGAUGCCAUAUACGCUUUGAUUUAUCUGAAUAAUGACAUGGUUCAAAAUAAGCAUACGUACUUUUUGAAUCUGAUAUUUGCAUCUUAUGAACCUUAUUCAAUAAUGGGGCUAUUGUUCCUUCCAAUUUAGAUUUUAGCAUUUCUUUCGACCUUAUUAAGCCGCCGACUUUAUAUCAACACUUCAAGCCAUUAGCGUCACUGACGAGUCCUAAAAGGACGAAACAUUUUUAUGACGCAGCGCUAUUCUGUAAAUAACUCUCAAUAUGUAAUGAAAGGUGCUUAUAUCGCGUGUGUCUUUUUGUACAAUAAUGACAAAGUAAAUAGACAGUCAGUAUUUAAAUUUCAUCAUAGGCAUGAUGCUUUCUGAAGUAAUGCGAUGUAGGCUUUUCCCCACAAAUAUGUUUACCGACAUCGUCAAUGUACAUCUAGCGUGUUUGAGCUAGACCGCUUUGACUGGUCAAGUUAGAUAUGUUUGCACUCGUGUAUAUCAAUCUGAUUAGAUUUUUUGUGUAAAUAUAUUUUUAUAAUGAAGAUGAUACAUAUGUUAUAUAAAACUAUAAUUGAAGGCAUACUGAUGAUUUGUGUCUAGUACAUUGCAAUGUACAGGUUUGGGUGCAUUUGUUUAGUUCCGUUGAUGAGACCCUCAAAUCCUAAAUAUUUUCAACGAUGAUGCCAUUCCUACCAUGUUUAAAGUUAUGGAACAGCGAAGUUGUUUCGGGAAAUUAUAUUUCCUUUUUUCUUUUAUCAUUUAUCAUAACCCGUUCAGGAGCGGGGAAAGAGCGUGUGUUGUAUUACAAUGCAUGUUGUAUUAGGCGAUAUAUUGGGGGGACCAAGAAUGAUCAGGAAAUGAUUCGGUGUCUUUCGUUUUCAAGAAAUCGAAUACUCACGAACAAAAUGUCCAAUCUUAAGAGAGAACAAAAUGUGUGUCCCUUCAGAGAUUUCUUUUAUUCUGCAAGAGCUUUUUUUCAGUGUGUACUGCUGGCAGAACAUUGAAGCGUCAAAAAUAGAUCUACAACCCCUAUUCUAACACUUAUGAACUUCCCUUUCUCCUUUUCGAUAAAAAGAAAUAUACAACCCCUACUGUAACACUAAAUUUGGACUUCUCCUUUCUCCUUUACGACCAAAAUUGAUCUACAACCCCUACUUUAACCUUUGGACUUCCUCUUAUUCUUUACGAUCAAAGUAGAUCUUCAACCCCUACUAUAACACUGGACUUUCCCUUAUCCUUAACGACCAAAAUAGGUUUGGACUUCCCCUUAUCCUUUAUUUUCUGUCUGUUCCUUUCUUCUGUUUUUCAUUUCUUCCUCUGUGUUGUUUUCGAAUGUUGUUGUCACUCUACAUCCGAAAGACUGGCUCUUGCGAGACCUUUAUCAUAUUUCCGGUUUGCUCCUUUUCUUUUGAGGUUUCUUGUCUAGAUAAAUACCUGCCCUAAUACGAGCAGGCUGGUGCGAUGUAACGUUAAACCCGCAAAAAGUAAUUCAUUAUAUCAAACACAUCUUUUUUACUCAUUAUUUGAAUAAACAAAAGACUGGGACAGCGAAGUUAUACCAGGAAACCAAAAGUUCCUUAUACCGUAUAAUCGGUUAUUUUCGCGGGGAAGACAUCGACGUGGAAAUAAUAAAAUACGGAUAACUAUUAUCCGCGAAAUAAUGUACGGGUUGACUAAUUAAUUCUGUCGUCAUAUUGAACCCUCAUUACCUGACUCGGUCGCCUACAAUCAUCCAAGGUUAUUUCGAUAAAUAUAAUUGUUCAGAAUAGAUAUAUGAUGUUUGAAUGCUUUUUCUAUACCUGUAACACAUUCGGAACAAACGCCUAAUGAAAAGGAUAGAGAUAACUCGAAUAGGCAAAAAUAAGAUAUCCUUUUAUAGCCAGAUCGCGACAGAUGAAUUCGUUUAGUUUAAUUAUUUUUGUUUUAAAUAAAAGUAGUGAUGAUUUUGACCCACGAAGCGAAACUGACCCGUUAAAGAUAGACGUUAUUGAUUAAUGAUCAUUAUAUUAACUAUGUUCUCAUUACAUAUUUUUAUGUACAUAUUUCAUAUAUAAUCAUAUCAAUAUGUUUAAAUAACAAAGAUACCAUGAGUAUUAUGAAGACAAUAUAAUCAUUAUAGUGUACAUUGGUGGUUGAAACUUUGUUGUUACAAAACAUGUAUAUAUUAAACAGAAUUUGAAAUGUGCCUUUCUGAAUGAGUGCUUAAAUAUCGGUAUUAAUUAUGAAUAAUAAUUUUCAUGACAGAUAUGCUUAGCUUUUAUUUGUGCAUGUCGAUUCAUUGAUGCGCAAAUGUUGUACUGCUCCAUUAAUAUUUUACAUUAAGAAAUCCAUUCAUGAUAUCUGUUAUUAGUUUAAUGAAUUAUACAUGAAUAUUUUAAGUUUGAAAAUUGACAUGUUAUCUUAAGCAGUUUUGCAUUCUAGCUUUGUUAGAAUUACUUAUUGUUUUCUAGACUAUUCUUGUUUUCCAGAAGCCGACAGAAUUUUGGGUAACGCCUUCUUGCAUUUCAAUCCGGGCUUACAAGAGGUUGAUAUAACAUGUUUAAAAAAACCUGGUAAAUUUCGGUAAAAUAUGUUUAUAAUUAAGCGAAAUUUUUUAUCGCCUAGCUAUUAUGAUUCAACAUCUAUCCAAAAUGCGGUAUUUCCACAUAUUCCAUUGUGUGUAAUUAUCAACAAAUUUUAAAAUUAAAAUUGCUAAUUCUUGAAAUGAGACGCGUGUAAAUAUUCUGAAGUGAUUUUGUGUUGUGUUGAUGUCAGUAACACCUUGAUAGAACAUGAUAUUGUAUACCUUUUUCUACAUGCAAAAUGGCGGGUAUUAUCAAUGAAGACCAAUACCCUUCUGGACCAUCUAGCCUUAUCUUUAUUGUACUAUUUUGUAUAUUUGUUAAUUAAUAUUGAUUUUACUUAACAUACUGUUUUUUUCAUUGUUGUUUUUCAAAUCAUUGUUUCCAUGUUGCCUUUGUUCUCUUCUGGAGUUCGGUUGUAAUUUUUUGGUAGAAAUUAUCGCUAAUUCGAUAUAUAACUAUUUCUGACACGAAACAAAAUAUGCAUAUGGCAGUUGAUAUUUAAUUAUAAAUAUGUAUUAAAUACAAACUUCAGAUGAUUCUUACACAGAUCUGCGCGCGUGAAGGUAUUCUUCCGCGUGAAAAGCCAUGUGUGACGUCAUAUAUCUGAUGUUCUUUACAGUUUACCUCCUGAAUAAAGCACUAGUGUUUGUAUCCAGUGUUCCCGCAUACAGAACACUGUUUUCCCCCUGUAUUGAGAGGUAUUGUAGGGUCUGAUUUGAUCACAGUCGUUCUGACUAAUGAGAGUUAUACGAACGUAAGAGAUAUGUAUCCUACUGAUUUUCAUUUCUUGAGAGCGGAAAAUAGUCGUCAAUGAACUUUGCAUAAACAACAUAUGGUAUUUUACUGUAUGCAGAUGCGCGGAUGUAGGACGGAUGUCUUUUUCAGAAUUUAUCUUUAGAAGUUUGUCUGACAGGAACAGGUAGGGAACAUAAGUUUCGCAUGAACGGGACACGUGCAUCUGCCUUCUUGCCGAUGUGAGUUUUCCUUUUCAGUAACCCUUUACAGAUAUAUCCAGAUUUCUCCGGUGGCAUAUAUCUUUGCCUCGACUUGUGGUUGAAACGGAGGGAUUCCCUAGACAAAACAAAAAAGAAAUCGUCAUGGGGCCGCGUCAACAGUAUAAUCACAUGACAAUUCCACUUGUAACGUCUAAAUUGCCUUAACAGGAGUCCAGGGGGUAGAUCACCCGUCUGUGGUGAUAUGGGGAUCAUGUUUGUCAACUUAUCAACUUAAGAGCUCCCUAUUUCUGUAUCAACUUGGUGAAAUGUUACAUUUACCUUCAUCACUAGAGAGGACAAGCAGUUAUAUUGGGUACAAUUGUUUCAGCAUCUGGUUGAGCCUGUAUGAUAGCCUUUGUUACAACGUUUUAUUCGAAAUGCAUGUUUGGGUGUGUCGUUCAUAGGAGUACAGCUCAUUGUGAUGAAUUAUUUUUCUGGUACAUGUUCUGUUAACUUUGUGGAUGGUUUGUGAUAAUCGUGUGUAAAUAUUAAUGAAUAAAUCACAAAACGUCAGCCA